Nerophis ophidion (straightnose pipefish) is the source of this 9943-nucleotide messenger RNA. It is a transcript of the gene plcd3a, whose product is annotated as phospholipase C, delta 3a. Gene Ontology annotation, molecular function: phosphatidylinositol-4,5-bisphosphate phospholipase C activity; calcium ion binding. Bases 3579 to 6227 code for a protein of 882 amino acids. The record is from RefSeq and is a predicted model, not a curated record. Lineage: Eukaryota; Metazoa; Chordata; Actinopteri; Syngnathiformes; Syngnathidae. The transcript has 17 exons. Gene Ontology annotation, biological process: lipid metabolic process; intracellular signal transduction.
GAUAAAUGGCUUCUAAAGACGCAUUUCCGACAUACUGCAAACCAUAGCGUUUAACUACGAACAAAUUCAUCGUUCUGAAGUGAAUGUGAGCGUUAAAUAAUUUGAUGGAGGCGGUUUUGUGGCGUCGCGCGGAAUGAUACACGCUGGGGUGUAGGUCGGCACGGGCUGGCGGAAGUGUGGAAUCAGCCGUAAACAAACGUCAAAUGCAGUAAAGCUGCCAAGCCGAGCACAGCGACGAGAUGUUUGUUAAAGAAGGGCGGCGCACGUUUGCUCCAUCGUCACUCAAAACUUCUCACCGGAGCCGCUUUGAAGCGUCGAGAGCAUUUCUGCGAGCGCCCUUUCCUUCCUUCCUUCCUUUCGCAGUGCAAGUGCUGUAGCGUCAUGUGGAACACGCUAAGGACAAGCUAACGUUGGCUAGCAAAACGAGACCCUGCGUCACUUCCAAACAAUAAGCCAUUUCCAGCACCAAAAUACAAUUAAAUAAAAACGGUUGCGUGAUAAGUGAUCGGCCGUUCGAGCAAACGAGGGGGGGCGGGGGCAACGCGGGAAAAAUAACGCCAUUGCUGACACCGUGAAUGAGGCGGCUAAUGCUAAGCUAGCUCAUUCGACGCGAAACAAUGCAAUUGGUCAAUAAAAAGUCUUUUUUUUUUGCCAAAACUUGCUCUCCCUUGAUUAACAUUAUCGAUUAAACGAGAAAAUAAUAUAUAACUCACUUAGCGUCACAAUUGGCAACACUAGGUCAUUGUUAAUAACACCGGGGGGUCUGGUAUACUUCCUGGAGUGCGUCACUUCCCUGUUGGGCGUUCUGUACUACGAAAGACUUCCAUUUCUUACUUAUCAAUACACAAAUUUUCAUCGAUUUUACUUAAUCUUGUAAAAUGAAACUCCAACAUGCUCUCAAAAAAACGAAUGAAACAGUCACAUUAGCGCCCUUACGCCGAGGGUGCUCCAGGAAUUAGACAGUACCCAGGCUCCCGUGUUAUUGAAACGAGGACUACUUUUACUAUUGUGGAUUUAAUGUUUAUCACAUGUGUGAUAACCGGUAUUAUUCAAAUAAACUGUAACGUCAUAUUUAACCGCGUAUUUAUUUAUAGUUGACUAGUAGUAUUGGUAGUAGUAUGGCUGCAAACAACACAGGCCUGAUGUUUCCACUAAUAGAAGCAGGCAGAGUUUCAGGCCUGGUAAAUAAAGCUUGGACAUUUCCAGUUAAUAUGGAACCUAAUGGCCGCCAGGAUUGAGAAAUAAUAUACCACGGCGGCUGCAGGCAAAACUGCUCCUCCUGCACUGAUCACACAGCUUGUGCGGAUUAACAGACAUGACUUAAUCUCAAAACGUGGGUGCAGCAAUGGAGGGGAAGAUGAAAGAUAGAUGUUGUUUAAAAAAAAAAAAGGCCUCAUUCGACAGUUCUGCACAGUGGUUUCGCAGGGGAUUAGAGGAGGAUGCAUUAGGGAGUGCAUUGGAAUCAUCACCAUGGUGUGCACACAUGGUGACUUGGAUUUUCUCCUCCAUCACCUCAGGUAGAAUAACUCCAUCGUGAAGACUUCCUUGCACGCGUGCAGCCUCUUUUAAACCCGAAGAGUGGCCACACAUCUAUCACAAUGUCCAUACAGGAUAGUGCAUUGUUGUAGCAGCAGUGGCAGUAAUCAGCACUGACCACACGAGGGCGCUGCUUCCUUUGUGAUUGUAGAAUUGAUUUUUAAAGGCCUACUGAAAUGAGAUUUUCGUAUUUUAAACGGGAAUAGCAGGUCCAUUCUAUGUGUCAUACUUGAUCAUUUCACGAUAUUGCCAUAUUUUUGCUGAAAGGAUUUAGUAGAGAACAUCGACGAUAAAGUUCGCAACUUUUGGUCGUUAAUAAAAAACCCUUGCCUGUACCGGAAGUAGCAGACGAUGUGCGCGUGACGUCACCGGUUGUAGGGCUCCUCACAUCCUCACAUUGUUUAUAAUCAUAGCCACCAGCAGCAAAUGCAAUUCGGACAGAGAAAGCGACGAGUUCCCCAUUAAUUUGAGGGAAGAUGAAAGAUUCGUGGAUGAGGAAAGCUAGAGUGAAGCUCUAAAAAAGAAAAGGCGACGGCUCCAGGCGGCGGCAGUGUGAGCGAUUCAGUUGUUAUUAGACACAUUUACUAGGAUAAUUCUGGAAAAUCCCUUAUCUGUUUAUUGUGUUAAUAGUGUUUUAGUGAGAUUCUGAAGUCAUACCUGAAAGUCGGAGGGCUGCGGUAAACGCCAGUGUCUUUAGAGAAGCCAAUGGAGGAGCCAAGAUCACAGCUGCCUUUUUGACAGCUACAGGAGGAGGUCGCAUAAUCCACUCAAGUCUCUGGUAAGAGCCAACUUAAUUUCACAAUUUUCCCAUCCAAAAACUUGCGGGUUGACGUAGAGAAACAUGUUCGCUUCACCGCUCUGUGUUAAAAGUUCACAACAAACAAACACCGGCUCUGUUACAAAUUCAGAACAAUGAAAUGGGAUAAAAUUGCUAUGAUAUGAAAAGGGGUAUGAUUAAAUAAGCUCUGCUUCUUCCAACUCCUUUUCGGACGUGCUGUAAUGAAACAACUGGAAAUAUGUGAUGCUUUACAUUGCAUGUUCGAGAUAAACUGAAUUUUGUCGUUGUUGUCUCUCAUUAAUGCCAUACAGUAGUGUUGGUAAUGUGUCCCAAAGUAGGUAAAAGUAGUUCCUCAGGGUUAGAGCUUACAAUAACAAUAUCACUAAUACUUGGUUAAUAUUCAGGUCAAAACAUGUAAAUGUAGUAUUGUUGGCGCUUUUUGGAUGUUUUUUUUUUUAGAGUUCUUUCAUUAGCUGCAUUGUUAUGUACUUUACUUAGACGUAUGUGUUCUUGUUUUACAUCAGGAUUGUGAAUGAUAGGCACAAUUCCCAAAAAGUGCAGUUCCCCUUUAAGGUGUUACCUUGUAUUGUGUAUUUUAUUUAACAGGGUGCUAUUUUAAAAUGUGUAUUGUUUGUAUGGUGUGUUACAAUAUGUUAAAAUCCCAGCUAAGGACUAGAGUUGAAAAUAAGCAUUAGCUUUAAACUAUUUUAGUAAAGUACACCAAUUGCGUUUAUUGUUUUGGAACUAUGAUGAACUGUAUGGUCCCUAUUCAAAUUAAAUUCUAUACUGUAUGAUAUUGUAAUAUUUUUCUGGUCAUCCCACGGACAUCUUAGAAGUCUUGCACCCCCGGUAGCCUGGCUAACUUUUGUUUUGUUCCUUAAACCUGCAGCAUUUUUGUCAAACACUCGGGAUUAUGUGUUGUUUUUCUGGUUUUGGAUCAUUGCUGCGUUUGUCGAGCACAGAACAAAUCACAUAAAAAUAUCAUUCCAAUUGUAUCAGUCGCAGCUCUGUUGUGGGUUUUGUCGGCAUCUGCUGGCGGAAAGGAGCUACUGCAUCAUGUGUAAUGAAUAAAGUUUAUUAAUAAGACAGAAAGUAACAUUUCAUGAAGGAAUGUGUUGUGUUUUAAACUAAAAGCUCUCACUUUGUAGAUAUGAAUGCAGUUAAAAGGCUGUGAAGAGUUCAGAGCAGUGGUGUCCAAAGUGCGGUCCGCGAGCCAAUUGUGGCCCGCAGCUCGGGUUUUGUUGGCCUACAACCAAAAGUAAAAAUGCGGACAAGCAGCCCAAAGUGUGCGCCUGCUUUUGGGGUCAAAUUACGCGCAGAGGCACUGGGAGGGACUUGUCGUGCAUGUGGACAAGAAGAAGGAGUCCUCCCUCCUCCUCCUCCUUCUCCUCCAUCCCGCUGCCCUCCCCGCUCCUCCUUCGCGGACACCGUCAGGGUCUUUCCGGGCCAGUCCGCCGUGAGAGGUACACCUCAGCAGAGAGUCCUUCCCCGGGCAGGCAGGAGGCGAGCGUGUCGGCCCGUGCUGAUCUUAUUACGCGCCAUCAUGCUGGCCAGCAGCGAGAAGUCAGUGGGUCCCCCGAGCAGGCAGCAAAGACCAAAGGUGGCCGAGAAGACCAUGGACCCCAUUCAGAGGCUCGGUCUGCUGGACAACGAGGACGUCCGCGUCAUGAUGCAAGGCUCCAACAUGGUCAAAGUCCGCUCCUUGAGGUGGCAGAAGAGCCGAAGCCUCCGUCUGCUGGAGGACGGGCUCACCGUGUGGUGCGAGUCGUCCAAAAGCUCCCGCAAGGCCAAGGCCCGUCAGACGUUUGCGGUUACCGAGGUGGAAUGCGUGCGUGAGGGCUGCCAGUCGGAGGCGCUGAGGCGUCUGUCUGGUUCGGUGCCGGACAACCGCUGCUUCACGGUGGUGUUCCGGGGAGCCAGGAAGAGUCUGGACCUUCUUUGCCCGUGUGAGGAUGAAGCGCAGCGCUGGGUGCGAGGGCUGCGCACCUUAAAAGAGCGCGUCGCCAACAUGACGCAGAAGGAGAAGCUGGACCAUUGGAUCCGCGGCUACCUGCGGCGAGCGGACCAGAACCAGGAUGGCAAGAUGAGCUACGACGAAGUCAAGCAUCUGUUGCAGAUGAUCAACAUUGACCUGAGUGAGCAGUACGCUCGCAAUCUCUUCAAAAGGUGCGACCGAUCUGGGGACAGCCGCCUGGACCACAACGAGAUCGAGGAGUUCUGCAGAGAGCUGCUGCGCCGGCCCGAGCUGGACGCCGUCUUCCGCCACUACUCGAGUAACGGCUGCGUGCUCUCCACCGCCGAGCUGCGCGACUUCCUGGGCGACCAAGGCGAGGACGCGUCCCUGUCGCACGCGCAGAGUCUCAUACUCACCUACGAGCUCAACGACUGGGCUCAGAAGAACCAGUUCAUGACCCAGAAUGGCUUCACCAUGUACAUGCUGUCGGGGGAGAAUGACAUUUUCAACCCCGACCACGCCAGAGUCUACCAGGACAUGAGGCGCCCCCUGGCCCACUACUUUAUCUCCUCCUCCCACAACACCUACCUCACCAAGGACCAAGUGACCAGCGCCAGCAGCACCGAGCCCUACAUCCGGGCAUUAAAUCAAGGCUGUCGCUGUGUGGAGUUGGACUGCUGGGAUGGCGACAAAGGCGAACCGGUCAUAUACCAUGGUCACACGCUCACCUCCAAAGUGCCUUUCAAGGAGGUCAUCGAGACCAUCGCCCAGUACGCCUUUAAGGCGUCCCCGUACCCUUUAAUCCUGUCCCUGGAGAACCAUUGUUCCGUGGAGCAGCAGGUGGUCAUGGCCAAACACCUUCACAACAUCCUGGGCCACAAGCUGCUCACCAAGCCCAUCAGCAGCCAGACGCUUAAGGAUCUACCUUCACCUGAGGACCUGAGGGGACGUAUCCUGGUCAAAGGGAAGAAGCAAAUCCCUCACCUGGGCCAGCUGGGCAAGAACGGCAGCUACGGCAGCUUCUCCUCCAGCUCUGAAGACGAACAAGCAAGCAGCAACAAGAACACGCCCAAGAAAGAUCCGGUCAAGGCCUGCUCCAAGUUGAGCGUGGAGCUGUCCGAGCUGGUGGUGUACUGCAGGAGCGUCCCUUUCUGCGGCUUCGCAAACGUGUGCGACAGACCCCCCGAAGAAAUGUCCUCCUUCUCAGAGAACGACGCCCUCAAGCUCAUCAAAGACUCUGGCAAGCUUUUUGUACGACACAACAGCAGGCAGCUGAGCCGGAUCUACCCCUCGGGCCAGCGCUUGCAGUCAUCCAACUAUGAUCCCCAGGAAAUGUGGAACUGCGGCUGCCAGAUGGUGGCUCUGAACUUUCAGACGCCCGGCGAGCAGAUGGACCUGAACCAGGGCCGCUUCCUGCCAAACGGCCGCUGCGGCUACGUCCUGAAGCCCGGCUUCCUGUGUUCCGGCGACUCCGACUUCAACCCGGAAAACACGGGCGGCGGCCCCGGCCACAUCCCCACCCAGCUGACUAUACGAGUAAUAUCAGCGCAGCAACUUCCAAAAAUCAAUACGGUCAAGGCAAGCUCCAUUGUGGACCCACGGGUGUGGGUGGAAAUCCACGGGGUGGCUAUCGACAACACCCGAGACAAAACCCAUCGCAUUGACAACAACGGUUUCAACCCACGCUGGGACUGCACGCUCAGCUUCCAACUGCAGGUGCCGGAGCUGGCCCUGGUGCGCUUCAUGAUCGAGGACCACGACCACACGGCCAAAAACGACUUCGUGGGACAGUACACGUUACCGUUCACCAGCCUGCGCACAGGCUACAGACACGUCCACUUGCUGAAGGCGGACGGGUCCAGGCUGGCCCCGGCCACGCUCUUCGUCCACGUCCAGGUGGCCCGCAAAGGAGUGCCCAUCAAAAUUGUGCCUGAAGGUUCGGAUUCUCCUAAAGUGUGACCUCCAUUGGAAUAAUGUGACAAAAGUCAACUCCGAAUAACUAAAAUGUCAAGUUAUAGAGUACAGUUCCAUCCAUCCAUCCGUCCAUCUUCUACUGCUUGACCCUCUCGGAGUCGCGGUUGUUCCUGGAAAAGAUGAUUAUUAGUGUUUAGCCACCAAACGAUACGAUCCAAAUCCAAUUCUUGGGGGUCACGAUUCAUUUCAGAAUGUGUUUUUGAUUCAAAUCAAUUCUCGCAAUGAAUUAUUUAGUAGGGGUGUGAAUCUUUGGGCACCUAACGAUUCGAUUUGAUUCCUGGGGUGAUGAUUCAAUUCAGAAUCGAUUCUCGAUUCAACAUGAUUCUUGAUUCAAAUUCAUUCAAACCGCUUCUCACAAUGUCAUAUUUGGCGUUAUACUGAUGAAGAAACUUUCUGAAAACAGGUGACAAGUUUUAAAAGCUCCUUCUGGUUGCAAAACAUAUUUUAUUAAAAAGUGAUUCUUAUAAAAUAAAGUGAAAUAAUAAUUUUUUAAAUUUUGUUUAUUUUUCAAAGUUAUUUUUUUGAAACUUAUGAAUUGAUUUAGAAACAGAAUGAAUACGAAUCGUGAUUUGAAUGUGAAUCGAUUUUUUUAUGCACACCAAUUACCGUAUUUUCUUAGAUUGCCGCUGGGGCGCUAAUUUAUUUAAAACCUCUUCUCACUCCUGCGCUUACCAAAGGCAUGCGGUAAAAGUAAGCAUGCGCUAAUUAUUUUAAAACCUCUUCUCACUCCGGCACUUACCAAAAGCAUGCAGUAAAAAUUUGAGUGUGAUGUAAGCUUGGGCCUUAAAUCCUACUAAAUAGCUCUUAAUCUUCUUCCCUUUAUGCGAUUUCAAAUUACCGGUAUUGAAGCCAGCUACCUCCAUUUUAAAAAUGAUGACAGGGGAAGUGUCACUCGUGACGUCACGAGUUUGACCAGGCGGUAAUACUAAGCAUGCGCUAAUUAUUUUGCGAAGCGAGUUUGACCCGGCAGUAAUUCAAGGCAGGCGCAUACUAUAUAUGCCCUGCGGCAAUUCAAGGAAAUACGGUAGUUGGUUUUAAUGAUUUUAAUGAAACUUUCAAAACAAGUUACAGGUUAGAAAACCUCCUUCUGCAUGCAUGCAAAUGACUUAAAAACUUAUUUUUAAAAACUGAUUCUUUAGAAUGAAUAAGAAUCGGGAUUCAGAUGUAAAUGAAUUUUUUUGUGCACCCCUAAUGAUUAUUAAUACUGUCACCAAUUAACAAUAAUUGCGAAUUAGAUAAAUAACAAAGGAAUGUGUUUUAAUUUUAUUACUCUUACUGUACUUUGGCACUUUUAAAGUGGAAAUGCAUUUUUGGGGGAAUUUUGCCUAUCAUUAACUACCCCUAUGAGAGACAAGAACACCAAUGUAUUUUUCCUUUUUUUUUUUGCAUUCCAACAUGUAAUAAUCAGCCCGUUCCAGGUGGAUAGCAAUGCUGCAAGUGGAGCAAUGCUGCAAGUGGAGCAAUGCAUCACUCUAAAAAUGCAUUUCAAAAACCACCAGCAAUUCUUUAUUUACAUUUCAUUACCUGUAUAACAACCAAGCUGUAUCAACAUUGUUAUUGUAAGAGCAAACACUGAGGACCUCUUUUUCUAGCGUAGUAACACAUCGCCUUGCAACGGCAUGCUACGGCAUUAGCCUUAAACACGCUUUUGCGUCAGCAGCUGAAUGGCUUUUUAGUUUUUAAUACACAACACAAUGUGACAGGACACCAAUGUGUUUUCACUGAAAAACAUGAACAAUCAUAUUACAGUAUCUGUAAAGUAUUAGCCCACAUGUUUAUGUUUUUUAGUACACAGCUAGCUUGACAGUAUAUGUACUGUAGUUAUACUAAAAAGCAUGAUGACUCACUUGUUGGACAGUUAUCAGUUUGGUCCAGCUGUCCAGGGAUGUUUCCAGUAGAUUUUGGGUAAGCACUCCAUUUCUGUCGGAAUAGCUUGCCUCCAAGUUCAGCAUUUACAGUAUCAAGUCACGACGGUCCUGAAUCACUCGGCUUACAUAUGUUCCAACCUUUCAUCCUCUGUUCGCUUAGCUUCUCAUUGGUCCUCUGUAUAUUCAGCUUCAGAAAAGACAAGGUUGUGCCUCAUUUGUCCAAAAAUAAUAUAUAUUUUUUGUCGUCCAUGAAUAGAAGUGAAGUGAAUUAUAUUUAUAUAGCGCUUUUUCUCUAGUGACUCAAAGCGCUUUACAUAGUGACACCCAGUAGCUAAGUUACAUUCAAACCAGUGUGGGUGGCACUGGAAGCAGGUGGGUAAAGUGUCUUGCCCAAGGACACAACGGCAGUGACUAGGAUGGCGGAAGCGGGAAUUGAACCUACAACCCUCAAGUUGCUGGCACGGCCACUCUACCAACCGCCCCAACACACUCGCGUUUGUUGCCAGUAAAAGGAAGUGCUUUGCACUGAAAUAAAUGCACCCAGGAAAUAUGUUUUGGUAAUGAUUAAAAUGACCAAAAUAUGGUAAUUAUUGCACAUAUUACAUAUUGUAAUGAAUAUAUCUGUUACUACAUUAUAUAUAUAUAUAUAUAUAUAUAUAUAUAUAUAUAUAUAUAUAUAUAUACUUGCAGUGUGUACAUAAAAGGAUGAUGGGGGGUUGUGAAGGUGUUUUAGAGGGCUUUGAAGGCAACAUAGAGGACUCCCAUUAGCUGCAUCCUGCAAGCGUUUUAUUUAUUUUAGUCCGUCCAUCCAUCCAUUUCCUACCGCUUGUCCCUUUCGGGAUUGCGGUGGGUGCUGGAGCUUUUCUCAGCUGCAUUCGGGUGGAAGGCGGGGUGCACCCUGGACAACUCGCCACAUCGUCACAGGGCCAACACAGAUAGACAGACAACAUUCAAACUCACAUUCACACACUAGGGCCAAUUUUAGUGUUGCCAAUUAACCUAUCCCCAGGUGCAUGUCUUUGGAGGUGGGAGGAAACCGGAGUACCCGGACAGAACCGGCGCAGUCACGGGGAGAACAGGCAAACUCCACACACAAAGAUCCUGAGCCUGGGAUUGAACUCAGGACCUUCGUAUUGUGAGGCACAUGCACUAAACCCUGUACCGCAAUGCUGUUACUUUUAGUAUCCUAAAAAAAAAGGACAUGUGUUCUUAUCUCUCAUAAAGAUUGUGAAUGAUAGGCAAAAUUCCAAAAAAGUGCAGUUCCUUUUUAAUAUCUCUUAUAUGUUUUUUUUUACCUCCACGACUUGAACUUAAUGAGCAGUAUUAUCUUAAAGGCAAACGUUUACUCGUCCUCUCUAUGCUACAUUUCACAUGAGCUUACCAGUUGAGUCAACGCACAUUAGACUUUUGUAUGUUUGCUCACAAAUCUUCCUUGUCCUCUGUGUUGCCAAAACAUUGCAAAUUCAUUAGAUGAUGUUCUUUGUAUUGAAUUGGGAAAUGGUCCCUAUACAUGAAGUGUUGCGCAUGGAUUACUUAGUGUAGGACUUUCAAUAAAUGUCCAAAAUAUCUUAAUUUAAACCUUGCAGUAUUACAAGUUGUUAACAUAUGUUUAGUUUCAUGCAGUGGUUUAUUUAUUUUAACUAAUAACUUCAUUGCUAAUGACAUGAUAUAUAAUGUUUUAUUACAUACAGAUCAGCUCAAAGUCAUUAAUACCAUUGUCUCAUUCUGUGUUUAUCCUCGUUUUGUAACAAAGCACUUACAGGUGCGAUUUGUCUUUUUAACAAACACUUCUUAAUGCCCUCCUGCAAGUGCCAAUAAAGUUUUAUUAAUAGA